Molecule: messenger RNA, 549 nt
Organism: Bemisia tabaci
Lineage: Eukaryota; Metazoa; Arthropoda; Insecta; Hemiptera; Aleyrodidae
Source: RefSeq, a predicted model, not a curated record
GGAUGAAAAAUUUGGUUUGAAAAUUUUCUCAGUUGCAGGGCAAGUAACACAGGCAUUGAAUUCUCGCGCGAGUCCCAGGUAUGGUCAACUGUCUACUUCCAUCGGGAAAAGGAUGAGAGGUGGCAGAGAGGGUGGAGAGGGUGCAGGAGAGGAGGAGACGGAGCUAACUAGGAACGGGCUUAAAGUUCCAGCGACCGUUGAGCAAAGACCGGCGGAGCUGCGUAGUGGAGAGUUGGGUCGACCGCGGUGGAUAUUAGUGAGAUUGGGUGUCCGAUGGCUUUAGAGGAAGGAGAUGGCUCAUGCCCUUUUAGGAAAAAUAAUGGAGACAGCCCUUGCCGCAAGAAAGGCAUGCUCUACACGGAGUACCUACGCCUAGAUAGGCUUCUUUCAGCACAAAGGCCCCUUAGCGCAGAAUACAACAAACCUGUCCAUGACGAACACCUCUUUAUUAUCACCCAUCAAGGUAAAUCGUUACAUUUUGAAUCGUUAGAAGUAGAUACCAUUAGUUUUGAUAAGUUUUACAUAGUUACUCAUCAAAACAAAAUUUGA